AUCCCUAAAAUGGCCGAGGCCCUCAUCAGUGUCCUGACUGAUGAACUCGAGCUGAUUGAGACGCGCGCAUCUCUGUCCUAACCCCCCAGCGCCCCGGUGACGCGCCGUGCCUUUAAACUUUAGAAACGCUGGACGUUAAAAAAACCCUCAAAAAGGAUCACAUUUCACGGAUCUCUAGGAAGAUGAAGAGUCAGAGAUCUUCAUCUCCAGAUGUGUCUCUGAGGAGUGACAGAUCCAUGCCACAGCCUCUUAAAUUCAUUCAUGAGCCAGUGACCUUUGACCUCAGAGCUGAAGAUGGAGAUGUGUAUCAGACUGGAGUCUUGCAGCAGGAUUCUCCUCAACCAGUGAAUGAUGAACUACAGAGAGUCAAAGACCAGCUCAAAACCAGCAUGAAGAUCAAGUAUGAGAGAUUAUUUGAGGGACUGAGACUCCAGGAGAAUCAAACCCUCCUGAACAGGAUCUACACACAGCUCUACAUCAUAGAGGGAGACAGUGAAGGAGUGAAUGAAGAACAUGAGGUUUUACAGAUGGAGAAAACAGCCAGAACAAAACACUCACAAGACACUCCAAUCUACUGCAAUGACAUCUUUAAAUCCUCACCUGAACCAGGACGUGAGGAGAAAGACCAAAUCAAGACUGUUCUUACUAAAGGCAUCGCUGGAAUCGGAAAAACCGUCUCUGUGCAGAAGUUCAUUCUGGACUGGGCCGAGGGAAAAGACAAUCAUGAUGUAGAUUUCAUGUUUGUUCUUCCAUUUCGAGAGCUGAACGUGAUCCGAGAUCAUCGGUACAGUCUUCACAGACUUCUGCUGGACUUUCAUCCUGAACUUCAAGAUCUGGACUCAAAGAUUUAUGAGGAGUGUAAAGUUGUGUUCAUCUUUGAUGGUCUGGAUGAAAGCAGAAUCACACUGAUGUUUUCAGAUGAUCAGAAAGUUUGUGAUGUGACUGAGACUUCAUCAGUGGGUGUGUUGAUGUCAAACCUCAUGAAAGGAGAGCUGCUUCCCUCUGCUCUCAUCUGGAUCACCUCCAGACCAGCAGCAGCCAAUCAGAUCCCCUCCAAAUACAUCAACCGUCUGACAGAAAUUCAGGGAUUCAGUGAGUCUCAGAAGGAGGAAUAUUUCAGGAAGAGAAUCAGUGACCAGCAUCAAGCCAGCAGAAUCAUCUCACACAUCAGAAGAGCAAGAAGCCUUCACAUCAUGUGCCACAUCCCCGUUUUCUGCUGGAUCUCAUCCACUGUGCUUCAGAAGCUCCUGAAAGAAGAUGUGAGUGCAGAAAUCCCUCAAACUCUGACUGAAAUGUACAUCCACUUCCUGCUGAUUCAGAUCAACAUGAGGAAUCUGAAGUAUGAAGAGAGAGAUCCAGAGAAACUCCUGCAGCCCAACAGAGAAGUGAUUGUGAAACUUGCUGAAGUGGCUUUCAAUCAGCUGAUGAAGGGCAAUGUGAUGUUCUAUGAGGAGGACCUGAUUGAGAGCGAUAUAGACAUCACUGACGCCUCAGUGUAUUCUGGGAUUUGCACUGAGAUAUUUAAGGAGGAAUCUGUGAUUGAUCAGAGGAAAGUCUACAGCUUCAUUCAUCUGAGCACUCAGGAGUUUCUUGCUGCUUUCUAUGUAAUUUACUGCUAUUCAAUGAAAAACAUGGAGCCACUGAUGUUGUUUCAGUAUGAAUUCAGAUUUUACAAGUUUGAGACAAUCUCUUUGUAUGAUCUACUAAUAUCAGCAGUAGAUAAAGCUCUUGAGAGUGAGAAUGGACACCUGGAUCUGUUCCUGCGGUUCCUGCUGGGCGUCUCACUGGAGUCCAAUCAGAGACUCUUACAGGAUCUUCUGACACACACAGAGAACAGACCAGAGAGCAUCAGGAGAACCACAUGGUACAUUAAAGAGACAAUCAAGGGUGACACUGGUGAUGAUAAUGAUAAUGAUGAUGGGCUAUAUGUAGAUGAAAUUGAUAUGCUACAAAAGAAACGUCAAAUGCUACAUAAAAAAAUAAAUAUACAUGGUCUCUCAGCUGGUCAAUCGAUCAAUCUGUUCCUCUGUCUGCUGGAAGUGAAAGAUCAGACUCUGUCCAGAGAGAUUCAGGAGUUUGUGAAAUCAGACAAACACUCAGAGAAGAAACUCUCUCCUGCUCACUGCUCAACAAUCGCCUACAUGAUUCAGAUGUCAGAGGAGCCGCUGGAUGAGCUGGAUGUUCAGAAAUACAACACAUCAGAUAAGGGGAGAAGAAGACUGAUACCAGCUGUGAUCAACUGCAGAAAAGCUCUACUUUCUGGUUGUGAUCUCUCAGAUCAGCAUUCUGAAAUGGUGUCAUCAGCGCUACAAUCCUCAAACUGUGUCCUGAGAGAGCUGGAUCUGAGUAACAAUCACCUACAGGACUCUGGUGUGAAGAUUAUUUCUGAUGGAAUGAAGAGUCUAAACUGUCAGCUGCAAAUACUGAGGUUGUCUGGCUGUAUGGUGACAGAGGAAGGCUGUGGUUAUUUGUCUUUAGCUCUGAGUUCAAACCCCUCACACCUGAAAGAGCUGGAUCUGAGCUACAAUCACCCAGGACAAUUGGGGGUCCUACUCUCUGAUGGACUGAAGAGUCCCAACUGUCAGCUGGAGAUACUGAGAUUGUCUAGCUGUAAUCUCAUUGGUCAGUGUUGUGAGAGUUUGUCAUCAGCUCUACAAUCCUCAAACUAUGUCCUAAAAGAGCUAGACCUGAAUAACAAUGACCUACAGAAUUCAGGAGUGAAGCUGCUCUCUGAUGGACUGAAGAGUCCAAACUGUCAACUGGAGAUACUGAGGUUGUCUGGUUGUAUGGUGACAGAGGAAGGCUGUGGUUACUUGUCUUCAGCUCUGAGUUCAAACCCCUCACACCUGAGAGAGCUGGAUCUGAGCUACAAUCACCCAGGACAAUCAGGAGUCCAGCUGCUCAAACACAAACUGGACGAUCCAAACUAUAAACUGCAGAUACUCAAUGUGGAUCGUGGAGGAGAGAUCAUGAUGACAGCAGGACUACGAAAGUAUGCAUGUGAUCUCACACUGGAUCCAAACACAGCACACACUCAACUCGUCCUGUCUGAGCAGGACAAGAUCAUCACAUAUGUGGAAGAUCAUCAGCCGUAUCCUGAUCAUCCAGAGAGAUUUGAAUAUGCUCGUCAGGUUCUGUGUGUUGAGAGUCUGACUGGACGCUGUUACUGGGAGGCUGAAAGGAGUGGAUAUAAGGCUGAAAUAGCAGUGACAUAUAAAGGAAUCAGCAGGAAAGGAGAAAGAGACUGUUUGUUUGGAUUCAGUGAUAAAUCCUGGAGUCUGGAGUCCUCUGAUGAUGGAUUCACUGUCUGUCACAAUAAUAACAGCACUAAUAUACCUUUUGUCCGUUCAUCCUCUAAUAGAGUAGGAGUGUAUGUGGACGUGUCGGCCGGCUCUCUGUCCUUCUACAGCGUCUCUGACACACACACACUCACACACUUACACACAUUCAACACCACAUUCACUGAACCCCUCUAUGCUGGAUUUUUGGUUUUAGACUCCUCAGUGUCUCUGUGUCAGAUUAAACAGCCUCCUGUGAGAAUCAUCAGUGAUACACACACAGUUGGGUCCUGUAACCUCAAAUCUUCUGGGCUCAAUAUUCAUCCUCUGCUGAAGUGUCAGGCUUGCGUCCAUAUAGCUGAUCCAGAUCAGUGGGAUCAGAUUGAGCCGUCGGCCUGUACAGAUGAAGGAGUGUUAAAGUUCAGGUUCAGCACUCAGCCAGGUCGUUACGAGUGUGUCAGGACCAGGAUGCGAUGGGUCUGUGAUUGUGACGCCACCCUUCAGUAUCAAAUUGUAGACGGUCAGUUCCUGAACGCAGAGCUGGAGAGGCUGCAGUGCAACCGAAUCGCCCCAGUGAUGGACGUGACGGUGAUCUCAGGGAAACUGGAGGAAGUUCAUCUGCCACAUUACGCCUGUUUAGGAGAGUCUGAAGCUUCCCUUAGAGAUGCUGUGAAAGUCCUCAGUGUAAAAGAAGAGGGAAUAACCGUAGAACCUGUGCAUCUGACACGAUUCCAUGCUAAGAUUGUCCGACCAUCCUUCUCUAUUAAAACAUUAAUUGUAAGAUGGAUAAUGCGAUGGGAUGAACACUGUGAUCUUCUUCUGUACAUGUGCUCUGAAGUUCCUCUCAUUCUACAUGUGUACUUUUUUCCAUUUGAUGCUCGUACAAAAGAAGAAGUUGAGAAGAUUGAAAAAUCAAGUUAUUCCAUCUUGCAUCCCAGACCUGACAGGCCAUUUCGGAUGAAAACCCCACACAUUCUUGAUGUUCCUGAUGCCUCCGUCCAUCCCAAAGAAGGGAUCACACUCAGAAGAGAAACAGACCCAAACUUCUUUAAGAUCAAGACACGUCUGGAGAAUGAUCUUCAGAUGACUCUUAUCAGAGAGGAGGACAAGAAGAUUGUUUGGACUGCGAUAAUUGAGAAAGAUGAACUUGAUCAGAUUCAUCCACAGAGAGACGAGUCGGUUCUGAAUAGCGUAGCAGAUAAAGCAAGAUAUUUUGAUGACCACUGGUCAGAUCUCAUUCAGAGAGUUCAAAAUGUUAAGAUCAUUUCAGAUAAACUGCUUCAGCAGCAGCUAAUUCAUGAGGAACAAUAUUCAGAAAUCACACAGAGUUUAACCAGUCAGGACGGCAUGAGAAAGAUCUGUGACAUUAUACGUAGGCACAGUGAUGCUGUGAAAGCUGAACUCAUCUUGAUUCUUCAGAAAGAUAAGCUUUACCACUUUUAAACACUGGUCUGAUUCACUUCAGCUCAACGAGCAUCUUUUUCAAAACAGCACUCUCAGACUGAAGGCUCAUUCUCUCGCUCAGUGGUUCCC
Labeo rohita (rohu) is the source of this 4811-nucleotide messenger RNA. Its product is annotated as NACHT, LRR and PYD domains-containing protein 3. The coding region runs from base 183 to 4721 and encodes 1512 amino acids. Gene Ontology annotation, molecular function: protein binding. Gene Ontology annotation, biological process: regulation of apoptotic process. The transcript has 10 exons. The record is from RefSeq and is a predicted model, not a curated record. Lineage: Eukaryota; Metazoa; Chordata; Actinopteri; Cypriniformes; Cyprinidae.